This is a messenger RNA of Puma concolor (puma), 1022 nucleotides long. RefSeq names its product RAB33B, member RAS oncogene family (gene RAB33B). Gene Ontology annotation, molecular function: GTP binding; GTPase activity. The record is from RefSeq and is a predicted model, not a curated record. Gene Ontology annotation, biological process: Rab protein signal transduction. Lineage: Eukaryota; Metazoa; Chordata; Mammalia; Carnivora; Felidae.
CCGGCCGGUCCCCUGCUUUUCCAGUUUGGGGCGGGUCCGGAGAAUGGCUUCGGAGAUGGAGUCGUCUCUCGAGGCAAGCUUCACGUCCAGCGGUGCGGUGUCAGGGGCUUCAGUAUUUCUGCCUCCGGCUCGCUCCCGUAUCUUCAAGAUAAUCGUGAUCGGUGACUCCAAUGUGGGCAAGACGUGCCUGACCUACCGCUUCUGCGCCGGCCGCUUCCCGGACCGCACCGAGGCUACUAUCGGGGUGGAUUUCCGAGAACGAGCGGUGGAGAUUGAUGGGGAGCGCAUCAAGAUCCAGUUAUGGGACACAGCAGGACAAGAACGAUUUAGAAAGAGCAUGGUACAGCACUACUACAGAAAUGUACAUGCUGUUGUCUUCGUGUAUGAUAUGACCAACAUGGCUAGUUUUCAUAGCCUACCAUCUUGGAUAGAAGAAUGCAAACAACAUUUGCUAGCCAGUGACAUACCACGGAUUCUUGUUGGAAAUAAAUGUGACUUGAGAAGUGCCAUUCAAGUACCUACAGACUUGGCACAGAAAUUUGCUGACACACAUAGUAUGCCUUUGUUUGAAACCUCUGCGAAAAACCCCAAUGAUAAUGACCAUGUGGAAGCUAUAUUUAUGACCUUGGCUCAUAAACUUAAGAGCCACAAACCAUUAAUGCUUAGUCAACCCCCCGAUAACGGAAUUACUCUGAAGCCUGAACCAAAGCCUGCAAUGACAUGCUGGUGCUAAGUAACAGUCUUUAUUAUACUAUCUAAUUUUGACAAAAGAAAUACUUUUGAAGUAUGACAGUGUUAAGUCAUAAGAUUUAAUCUCAAGUAUAAUGGAUCAUCCUGACACUUUACUAUUUAUCAUUGUCAUGCUGAUUUUUUGUAUUUUGUAUCUACUUAAUUAAGUUUGUCACUGUGACAACACAGGGAAAAAGUUGGUUUUCAUGUGAGGUUGAAAAUGAAGCAAAGGGGCGCCUGGGUGGCGCAGUCGGUUAAGCGUCCGACUUCAGCCAAGUCACGAUCUUGCGGUC